This is a messenger RNA of Ruditapes philippinarum (Manila clam), 540 nucleotides long. RefSeq lists its product as uncharacterized. The coding region runs from base 151 to 540 and encodes 129 amino acids. The transcript has 2 exons. Lineage: Eukaryota; Metazoa; Mollusca; Bivalvia; Venerida; Veneridae. The record is from RefSeq and is a predicted model, not a curated record.
UUCAACUUCAAGGUGAACACGACUUUAGCAGACGCGUCUAAAUUAUUCAGCCAAUAGAAUUCUAUCGUGUCACAAUCCUGUAAACACGCGUGUGUAUUGAUUAAGCAACACUACAGUAGGCCAUACAUAGAGAAACGUUUACAACAUCCGAUGUCGGCAUAUUCACUUUUUAAGAUGGAUGACCAAAAGCCGGAGUUGGAUGAUUUUCCCGCCACAAGAGAUUUGGAAGCGUAUGCCGACCGGUUAUGGCAACAACGUGUAAAGACAGAACGGGAAUCUGAAGAGAGUGACGAGGAAACAGGAAGUUACUCCCCCACAAGAGAAAACUAUUACUAUGAUACUUUCUACGCUGGCGACGCAGACUCUUUCCGAGUACUCGAAUAUCCACCACUAAAGAGAACAAUAGAGGAUCCAUUAUCCCCUUCUAGUACGUCACCCAGUAUAGCAGUUCCCGCCAAAAGAACACGUGGGCGACCGUAUAAGGAAGCGUGUGUGAAGAUAACAUGUUUGAGCCGGAAAAAUCGACUGGGUAAACUUUAA